Oncorhynchus nerka (sockeye salmon) is the source of this 2372-nucleotide messenger RNA. RefSeq names its product xylosyl- and glucuronyltransferase LARGE1. The transcript is spliced from 9 exons. Bases 123 to 1451 code for a protein of 442 amino acids. Lineage: Eukaryota; Metazoa; Chordata; Actinopteri; Salmoniformes; Salmonidae. Gene Ontology annotation, molecular function: xylosyltransferase activity; glucuronosyltransferase activity. Gene Ontology annotation, biological process: protein O-linked glycosylation via mannose. Gene Ontology annotation, cellular component: Golgi apparatus. The record is from RefSeq and is a predicted model, not a curated record.
GUGACUGGUACUUGGGCAACCUGUGGAAGAAUCACCGGCCCUGGCCCGCCCUGGAGAGGGGCUUCAAUACAGGUGUGAUCUUGCUGCUGCUGGACCGACUGAGGAAGCUGCGGUGGGAACAGAUGUGGAGACUGACAGCAGAGAGAGAACUGAUGAGCAUGUUGUCUACAUCACUGGCUGACCAGGACAUCUUCAACGCCGUGAUCAAACAGAACCCCUUCCUGGUUCACCAGCUGCCCUGCUUCUGGAACGUCCAGCUGUCAGACCACACCCGCUCUGAGAAGUGCUACAAGGACGUUUCAGACCUCAAGGUCAUCCAUUGGAACUCUCCUAAGAAGCUGAGAGUAAAGAACAAGCAUGUAGAAUUCUUCAGGAACCUGUACCUCACCUUCCUGGAGUACGACGGAAACCUCCUGAGACGAGAACUCUUCGGCUGCCCCAGCGAGACAGACCACAACAGCGAAAACCUCCAGAAGACUCUGUCAGAGCUGGAUGAAGAUGAUCCGUGUUAUGAGUUCCGCCGGGAGCGUUUCACGGUUCACAGGACCCACCUCUAUUUCCUUCACUACGAAUACGAACCCAGCACGGACCACACAGACGUUACACUGGUGGCACAGCUCUCUAUGGACAGACUCCAGAUGUUAGAGGCUAUCUGUAAACACUGGGAAGGUCCUAUCAGCCUGGCCCUGUAUCUCUCUGACGCUGAGGCUCAACAGUUCCUGCGCUACACCCAGGGGUCAGAGGUCCUGAUGUCCAGGGGGAACGUGGGCUACCACAUCGUCUACAAGGAGGGUCAGUUCUAUCCGGUCAACCUGCUCAGGAACGUGGCCGUGCGGCAGGUCAACACGCCCUACAUGUUCCUGUCAGAUAUCGACUUCCUGCCCAUGUACGGCCUCUACGAGUACCUCAGGAAGUCAGUGGUACAGCUGGACAUGGCUAACAGCAAGAAAGCGUUGGUGGUGCCGGCCUUCGAGACGCUCCGUUACCGCCUGUCUUACCCCAAGUCCAAGGCCGAGCUGCUGUCCCAACUGGACAUGGGGACUCUAUUCACCUUCAGAUACCAUGUCUGGACGAAGGGUCAUGCUCCCACUAACUUUGCUAAGUGGAGGACUGCCACCACGCCGUACAGAGUCCAGUGGGAAGCGGACUUUGAACCCUACGUGAUGGUGAGACGGGACAGUCCAGAGUACGACAGACGCUUCGUUGGCUUUGGGUGGAAUAAAGUGGCUCAUAUUAUGGAGCUGGAUGCACAGGAGUAUGAGUUUGUGGUUCUGCCCAACGCCUAUAUGAUCCACAUGCCUCACGCUCCCAGUUUCGACAUCACCAAGUUCCGGUCCAACAAGCAGUACCGCGUCUGUCUGAAGACCCUGAAAGAGGAGUUUCAACAGAACAUGUCUAGACGGUACGGCUUCGCUGCCCUCAAAUACAUGACUGCAGAGAACAACAGCUAGCCAACACCGAUGAGCCAGGACACUCUGACCCGUUAUUGACUACACUACCCAUAACCCUCUCCUCUAAGGCUGUCUAGGACUACACUUCUACCGAGGAGAGGGAAAGGGAUUCUAAGGACAGUCGAUGUAGGGGAGUCGGGAGUGGACAGAACGGUUACUAAAGACUCUUACUACGAACUCUGAUCCGUUAUUGACUACACUACCCAUAACACCCUUCUCUAAGGCUGUCUAGGACUACACCUCUACGGAGGAGAGGGAAAGGGCGGUGGAUUCUAAGGACAGUCGAUGUAGGGGAGUCGGGGAGUGGACAGAACGGUUACUAAAGACUCUUACUACGAACUCUGACCUUUGUGCCAACCGAUCAUGAGGUUUUAAAUUGUGAGCUCUGCUUCUUGUGAACUCUCACCUUUUAAUUUGGGGUUAUGACCUGGUUUAACCAACUAAAGGGUAACCGGGGGUAACCGUAAGGUCGUUGUGUCCCAAACAUUGUUUUUUUUUUACCCCUUCCCGUGGACGGAUGGAGCUUCUGUCCAGAAGUUGCAGACCUGGUUUCUAUCUGGGAGAGGAAGCUGUUGCUGUGAAUGUUGAGUCAAUACAGGGCUGGUUUGGACUCAUACAACUCUCUGUUCUUCUCUAACAAUAGAACUGGGCAUCACUAUGGGAGGGAAGGAAGGAGGGAGGAAGGGAAGGAGGGAGGGAGGGAAGGAGGGAGGGAGGGAGGGAGAGCGGGGAGAGAGACUGACUGUAGCCCUGGACUUGGAAAGCAGACAAGACAUUUGUUCUCUGGGCCAUAUCUAGAAGACCAGCUGCUCAUUCACAGCUGCUGUUUGUUGUGCUAAAUGUAAUAUGGUAUGUGUGUGUCUGUCUUCCUGCCUCCCUCCCUCCCUGCCUCCCUCCCUCCCUGCCUCCCUCCUCCCUGCC